This is a messenger RNA of Dermacentor silvarum, 577 nucleotides long. Its product is annotated as mitochondrial import inner membrane translocase subunit Tim13-B-like. The record is from RefSeq and is a predicted model, not a curated record. NCBI's taxonomy places the organism in Eukaryota, Metazoa, Arthropoda, Arachnida, Ixodida, Ixodidae. The transcript has 3 exons. The coding region runs from base 115 to 387 and encodes 90 amino acids.
UUUCUUUUCUUGCGCGUGGUGCGGCGUUAGCCGGUUCUUUUUCACGUGGUUGUAAAUUAAUCUCAUUACAUAACAUAGAGCUCCCCCGCUUGUUCUUCGACGACGACACUUACAAUGGAUGGUUUACCGGCUGGAAAGCUUACCGGAGCUCAGAAGGAGGAGUUGAUGGACCAGGUCAAACAGCAAAUCGCUGUGGCAAAUGCUCAGGAGUUAUUGCAGAAAAUGACUGAGAAGUGCUUUAAGAAGUGCAUUUCCAAGCCCGGGACGUCUUUGGACAACUCUGAACAGAAAUGCAUAUCUAUGUGCAUGGACCGUUACAUGGACUCUUGGAACAUAGUGUCAAGGUCCUACGGCAACCGAAUUGCGAGAGAAAGGGGUCAAAUGUGACGUCUGGCUUGCACUAUGGGAUACACCAAUUGUGUCGCUACAUUACGAAGAAUUGCAACCGACGUUGUAUAUAUGAAUAUAUGUACACAAAUAGACAAGGAAUGUUGGACUUAUAGACAACUGCUUUAGCAGUGGCAUUCCCUCAUAUAUGAAUGCAGAUAAAUGAUUAAAAUACCAGAAUGCAUCACCA